UAUUCCGCUUCGUCCACGAGGCGACCUGACGGGGGGGAUAUCACACGCCUCGAGAGAGGAUCUGGACAAGGAGCAACCAAACGAUCGCCGGACGGUGCUGAGCAACGUGCUUUGACUCCUUCCGUUCCUCGGUGCUACGAGCCAGGGAAACGAGCACAGUCAGGACUCGGCUGUCCUGUCGACACGAUCCACGAGAUCGAUCGACGCCCACCACGCGCCACCCUUCGUCACCCGCGAGGAUAAAGGAUAAACGCGGCGGACGCACGCUCGGUGUGGAGCACGUGUAUCGGUGAAGAUCCAUCGUCGCGUAGCUCUAGUGACGACGUCUAGUCAAACAGGAAGAGCAAUUAGAAUCGUUAACGCGCGUAUACGCUUCGCUGUAGUCGAUGACACGGGGGAGGAUAGUUGCCGCGUGACGAGCACCUUCCCUGACCGAAAGCGUGUUUCAAAAGCGUGUGCGUCGCGAACACGUGGUCGCUGUGCCGCCACGAGGGGAUCCCAUCGCGAGGAGUCGAACAUCAUCGGGAUGCAUGAUCGGACGUUUCGAUCUGGAUACACGUAGAACACGAUCCGGUGGAUCGAACGAGAAGAAGAAGAAGAAGAGUGCCCGAGUGUGUACACGAGGAUUAGUGUGCUGUUGUUGAAAAACCGGAGUGCCUCCUACUUUUCCUUUUCCUUUGCUCUUUUCUACCUCUUCUUCUCUUCCUGACUGACUUUCGUUUUCUUUUUCUCUCUUUCUCUCUCUUUCUCUCUCCCUCCCCCGAGUAGUGAACUCGUCGAACGGUGAAGCAAAAUAGUAAUAAAAAAUAGAUAAAGAGAAACGGGUUUCAACGGAAAACGAAAAGAAACGCAACGGAAAGUGAGAAACCGUUCACCGGAAGUGACAGCCACCAGCAGCGGCAGCUUCACCACCCCGGCUUCAAGGUCGUGGAAUGACGCAUAAGAUCAUCCCGGACGACGAGAAGGAGCAAGGCCGAGGGUGACAGAAGCGGUGUGAUGAACGGAUAUCUCGGUAACAUCACCCUGCCCCCAACGUUGUUGCACGACCCGAAGUACCCCCCAGCCAUGCGGGAGAAGGACUCGAGCCCAAGAAAAAUGCCGGGCCACAUAAGCCCAAAACAGGCGAGUAUCUAUCCGCUUAGCGUUCGCGUGCCGGACGUCGAGGAGUUGCCGUAUGACUUGAGCCACGGCCACGGUCGGGGUUUAUCGAGUCCCACGAACCAACAGCAACACCAGCAACAGCCGCAUAUGAGUCCCGCGGCCCGGCCGCCUCAGACUCAUCAUCAGGAGGACCUCGACUGCGAGCCGCUGGACCUUCGCGUCGAUCACAAGAAGGAGAGAUUCACAGAUGAGAAUCAGAACGAAAUCGAAGUGUUGAAUCAGAACAGCCUCGGUGGAAGUCUCCCGUACCACACAGUCCUGUUUCCUCAGCAUCAUGCGGUUCAUCCUUUAGUUCUAGAAGCUAUGUACCGGUCGCACCAUCAUAGUUCGCCGGUGCCCGAACUGCCCAAGAUCCAAGUCCGAGCCCUGCCAACGAUGGUACCCUUGCCACCUAACAGAUUCUCCUCGACCACUUCCUCGGCAUCGUCUCCUUCGUCGCAAGCAGUGACGAGAGUCCCGAGUCCCUCCGCCGGUCAGCAACACCAGCAGCAACAACAAAGUCACUCGAGUCAGCAGCAACAGCAACAACCCUCCUCUCUCCCACCCUACUCCAUCAGCGUGCAAGCUGGUCUCAAGCCCAAGGACAGAUACUCGUGCAAAUUCUGCGGUAAAGUGUUCCCCAGAUCGGCCAACCUGACGCGGCACUUAAGAACGCACACGGGCGAGCAGCCGUACAAGUGCAAGUACUGCGAGAGAUCGUUCAGCAUCUCUAGUAAUCUUCAGCGCCAUGUAAGGAACAUUCACAACAAGGAGAAACCGUUCAAGUGUCCGCUGUGCGAGCGGUGUUUCGGCCAGCAGACGAACCUGGACAGACACUUGAAAAAACACGACGCCGAUGGACCGACGAUAUUGGACGAGGUCAGGUCCAGGUACCACGGCCAAUUGCCCAGGGCGGACGAUUCUUAUUUCGAAGAGAUCCGUAGCUUCAUGGGCAAGAUCACAUCACAGAGGCAGGGCAUACCUUACUUCCCGGGGUUGCUGGGUCACGGCGGGGAUGAUUUCAGAAACGACAAGCAACAGCUUCAGCUAGAGGAGAAGAGAGGCGACUCAUCGUACUUCAGUGACAGGGAUAAUCUCAGCUCGAGGUCGAGCAGCACCACUAGCAGACCCGAAAGCGAGCACGAGGAGCAGAGAGAAGCAAAUUCACCGCCGAUCUCCCCUGCGAAUAACACUUGAGCCGAGGGACCAGAUUAAACACCGAGAUUUUUGCGAGGACUUUCGCGUCGCAACUAUAGUGGUCAAGUUUUCUAAGGACGAAGUGAAUUAUUUUUAUAGGAACGACUUCUAAUUUUACAUUCCCCGAUUUUUAUACCUUACUGGAAGUGUUCAACUUGUAUCGAGGUGCCUUAACGAUUACAUAAGUGCCUAAAAUGUUCGAGCUUGCUCGACCGAGCAGAUAAAAUUAGUUUUUAAGUAAUUAUAGUUUAGUAUCUUAGAUGUCAGAGCAAAGAGUUCCAGCAAUUGAUCGACAAAGAAACGACAGGAGAGAAAGAUACAAAAUUUCUUGAAAAUGAAUCCUAAUUAUUCUUCUGUCGUACUUUGUAGACCGAUUUUAUCGAAUGUUCGUGAUAUAGGAAAACGCGCAGGCUGUCAAUCGAAACGACCAAUUGUACAAAAGUAAAAAAUCGAAAUUAUUUAUUUUCUGAUCUAUCUGUAAAACGUAACGUGCCGGAUUUUACGAGCUAGAAAGCGAAUUUCAGCCACUCUAGUCUGGACCAUGGUACCGAGUGCCGUCCAGCAGCGAGCGAACAAUAAAAUUAGAAACCGAUGGGCGGAUCUGUGCCAUUGUCAAUCAUCCGAAAAUGAAAAUCGUCCUCAGCCGGAAGGAACGAUACGAGCCAUUAAGUUUGCUUCGGUUAAGGAAGUAUCCCAGCCCGGAACCGUUCUUACAAAGCAGAAAGUCAUUAGCCCUGCAAAAAAUCGAAUUAUCUUCUCGUAAAGAUUUUUAUCAGUUUCUGGUUUUCAAGAUUCAAUUUGUCAACGGUACAAGUCCGUUCUCCCGAGGGAUAACCGCUGGGUGUUCACAGAAAAACGCGUGGAGGAUGAAAUUUGACGAAGAUAAAUAAUACUGAAACGUGGGAAAGCACGCAGAAUCUACUGACACGGAAAACCGGCUUCCUGUUGCCGAUGAUUAGCAAGAGAGGCUCGAUGCGGCUAGAUAGAUCCCACACGAUCCAGUCCCUCUCGCUUCCUGCGGAUGGUCGCUGAAAAUUGUACCCGGGGCGAAAACGAUCUAAUCGCCUGGCUUCCGCUCGUGACUGCGCUACGAAUUCGUUUGCCACUUUCUAAUCGCCACUCGUAAUGGGAGGCGCGUCGACCUUGGUGGCAAGCGGCCCGCUUCGAUUAAUUGUACACUGAUCGCGAAUUACGCGAAAAUUGGCAUCGGACGGUUGCGCGACCGACUCGUAAUCAACGUAGAACUUUUUUUCGAAUAGCGGUUGAAUGAAAUUCACCGGGUUCCAUUGAGCAAUAUCCAGCGUCAGAGUAAAGAGAGAAUUGAAUAGGCAGUGGUACCAAAGAUUGUAGAGAGCGUAAAAUUGAAAUCAAUAAUGGAACGAGUGUAAGAGAUGUGAGUUAAUUAGGAGACGCGAGUAGGUUGAAAAGCGAGAGGGAGCGUAUCGUGGCGAUCGAAUCGGUGCGACACUGGGUGCCAAUUUAUCGGUACUUUCUACUAUGUACAUUCACUGCAAGUAGCGCAGGUGCAGCGAGCCGCGCGGGCACGAGAUCCUCUUGACCUUGGUAAACGCGAUCGGAACGGCGACGCGACGAGCCCGAAAGAGGAAAGGCUGCGGACGUCUUCUUUCCCAAGGAGGCUGCGAAGCGAUGCUCGCUGCAAGAAACGCGGGUCCACGAGAUCUGGGUGGCGACGCGUGAGAAACGAUUCGCGCUUUCUAGGCUGGAAUGCUGACCGAUCUUCUAAAUUGUAGAUGCCUUCGGGUAGAUGAAACGCGAACAUCUGCGACCUUGAUAACCAGCUGAUAAGAUCGAGUUGCGCCAUUCAAUAUUGGCUCUCUUGCGACCUUGACAGGACUCGGUUUGCUUGUCUCAAAUCCUUUUUGAUUAUUUUGCAAUACGCUUUGGAAAGACUUAAGCAUAAAUUGUCGAAGAUUCUUUAAAAGUUGUAAAUGAUUCAUAAAAUCCAUUUAAGAGAACGAGCCGAUUUCGUAAGGAUGCAGCACGGUUACUUCGGUGUGACUAAGCUUCCACGGUAGAUAUCUGUUUGCAAAGCCUCGAGAGAGGAUGGCAGGCCCUGUUUUUCUUGCCUCACGCAUAUACGAUCCGAUGGCCUCGGACCUCUCUUGCGUUACACUUUUGCCACGCCCCGAUCGGACGGGCAAGCUCAUCGCGAAAGUGAAACGCAAUAAAGGAGCCACGCCGUGCCCGAGAGAGCCUCUCGACAACCAUGAAACGCUAACGGAGCGUGUACACGCCCGGGAGAACGGAGAGAGAGAGAACGAGAUACCCGAUCGAUCGAAACCUCGAGGCUUGGAAAUCGGUUACCUCGCGGCCUCCCACAGUCACGAAUCCAGCUUAUGCGCUUCGCCCAAAAUUAUCGACUCGAUUUGUCGAAAUUGCUUUUACCCGUGCAGUUUGUUUUAAAGUGAGUCUGAGACACUAACAAGCGCGAGGGUCGGUCCAAUCUUCGUCCUCGGAAUUAAUACAGCUGAUGAAACUUCUUUUUUAUCAUUAUUAAAUUCCGUGAUACUUCAAAGGUUACUUCGCUUCGGAGAAAAACCGUGUCCUGUUAUCUUACCGGGAUCACCGGUUUCCACGGUGGGCAAUCAACGCCGACCAGUUCGGGCAGAAGAGAAGAAGCCGCGAAAUUUCUCGGCGACGAGUCUAUCCGCGAAAUCGCUACGCGUUCUCACGUCCGCGCGUUUUUCGAUUUCGAUCUCCGGUCUCUUUCGGUUCCAGUUUUACACGCGCGAUGAUUUCACUGGACGGGUCGGUCCGAUACGAAUUACGACAGCCUGUUGUUACGAGAGGCGGUCGAAAAAAAAAGAAACACCGGUGUAAAAGACGCUUUAGAAACCGUGCUAGAAAUUCUCCAUCGUGGUGUUCAGACUAUAAUAGGUUACCUUCUCCGACCAUCGGCCGGUUAUCAUUGUAAAUAAGCAUGUGUUCAGGAUCACAUUAGCGGAUUACGAUAUAAUAAUUACACCGUUGGACGUUCACGCGAUUGCACGAGAUCAUUGUACAAAAUAACUUCCUACACACUUUUUGAUUGAAUUAUAAAGGUUCGUGUGAGCAUCCGCGGUCUAAUAUCUGUACUUGUACCUAUAGCUGCUAGAAUUCGAAACGAGGCUCAAUUUUAGUUAGAAAUCGUCGAGAGGUGUUAGUUUCCCGCGCGUCGACGAAUUUCUAAAAAUCUUCCGAUUAGUACUCGCAGUUGUAUAAUUGAUUAUAGAACUCGUCGACGGGCGCACAGCUGAUGGCAGCUAAUCCCGCUAAACCCGUGUGCAAUUAGGAUCAGAAAUUGAAGAGCGGAAGAAAGGGAUCGAAUAAAUCUUCGAUUUAAACGGGGAGGGGUGCGCGCGUUCCACCCUGAUAGUCAGCGCGCGAGUUUUACCGGCGCGGAAAGAGUACCGUUUUUAAUUUUGAUACAUAGCUUAUACGUUACACAUAAACAUAGAGAUCUAUAUACGAAAUAUAAUAUAUAAUAUGUGCGUGCGUGUGUUGCGAAAAUCGUACGACGAUUGUGAUUUCAUCGAGGUUACCGAGUUUACACGUAUUUACCGUUUAGCGACGAACUGCUAUCACGCGCUCGUUACCUUCUUACAACCGCUAGCUCGUAAGUGUGCGCAAGCUCAGUUCUCUACUACCUUUUUCUUUUCUUUCAUUCAGUUACAUAGUCAAAUUUGAGGGAUGGAAUUUGAAGCGAAUCAUCGCCUCGAGAUCAGCAUACUUCUCUCAAUCUUUUAGAUCAUCGCGCGAUUCCUUUCCUUUUCUCGUUAGCGCUAACGAUCUCGUUGCGACAAUAUCGCCUGGUCGAACCAUUUCCGUUCGCCGAUCCUACUUUUUACUGUUUAGCUCCGUAGUCACGCGUCCUGUAGAGUUUGUAGUGGUGACUGUAUAUAUGUUCAUAUGUAAUUUUUAAAAAUAUAUAUAUAUAUGGAUGUACACACACACACACACAGUUGCAGAGAAAAACGAAUGUAAAGAAA
Molecule: messenger RNA, 6326 nt
Organism: Ceratina calcarata
Lineage: Eukaryota; Metazoa; Arthropoda; Insecta; Hymenoptera; Apidae
Product: MDS1 and EVI1 complex locus protein EVI1-A
Exons: 2
Coding region: 997-2337 (446 amino acids)
Biological process (GO): regulation of transcription by RNA polymerase II; embryo development
Cellular component (GO): nucleus
Molecular function (GO): RNA polymerase II transcription regulatory region sequence-specific DNA binding; DNA-binding transcription factor activity, RNA polymerase II-specific
Source: RefSeq, a predicted model, not a curated record